Messenger RNA from Capsaspora owczarzaki ATCC 30864, 4572 nucleotides. RefSeq lists its product as hypothetical. NCBI's taxonomy places the organism in Eukaryota, Filasterea, Ministeriida, Capsasporidae. The record is from RefSeq and is a predicted model, not a curated record. Gene Ontology annotation, cellular component: cytoplasm. The coding region runs from base 28 to 4488 and encodes 1486 amino acids. Gene Ontology annotation, molecular function: DNA binding. The transcript has 5 exons.
UUUUUUUUUUCUUUCUUUUCGCGACCAAUGCCACUCAAACGGGAAGACCCGUUCAUGGUUGGCCUUCACGCAAUGGAGCUGCUCCGACAGCAGAUUGGGAUGGUGCGAUCGCGCCUCGAGCACAGCGUGAGCCAGGCCGAGACGACCGCGCUGCAGGCCCUCGAGCGCAAGCUGCAGGCGGACGUCGAGGAGGUGCAGCGGCAGAUGAAGGAGCUUCACACUCAGCAUCAGCAACGCCUCCAACAGCCCCAGCCACCACAACAACAGCAGCAGCAACAGCAGCAACAACAACAACAUCAACUGCAACAACUGCAGCAACUACAGCAACUGCAGCAACUGCAACAACAGCAGCAGCAACAGCAGCAGCAGCAGAGUGGGUUUGAGCAGGCGACGCUGACACUCGAGCAGACGCUAAAUGAACAGAUGCGCCAAGCCAACGCACUGCAGCAGGCACUCCAGUCGCGACCGGCAGUGUCGACGCAGCAGCAGCUGAUUGGCAGCGCAUCGAUGCAGGCACUCGAGCUGCAGUCGCAGCGGCUGUCGAUGAUCACCGAGGCCGGCAACGCAAAAGUCGCGGCAGAGCAGGCCGCCCAGCUCGCCGACGCCCAGCACCAGCAGCUCCAGCAGCUCAUGAGCAGGCCGGCCAUUGCGCCAGUGUCGACCAACAUCCCACCGCCAGUCAACGCGCGCGAGCAGGCAGACGUCAUCAUGCAGUCGCUGCGCAUGGACGACUUCCAGCAGAUCUGGGGCAACUCGGGCCAGCGACGUGCGGCGGCGGCGUCAAACCAUAACAGCCCCGGCGCAUCCCAGAGCAGCAGCAGCAGCAUCCUGCACGGCUUGCAAGGUGGCACGGGCUCACCUGCGAGUUCUAGCAAUCCGCUGCUCCAAGGCUGGUCAGCAGCAGCAGCAGCAGCAGCAACGGGUGGAGCAGGUGGUGGAGCGGCGGCAGCAGCUCCAAUCAAACCGCAGCAACAGCAGCAGCAACUACACCCAGCGCUCGCGGGCCUCGGUCGUGCAGGCGCGUCCUCAUCAUCCCUGUCCUCAGAGUUCAACCACGCAAGCCCGGGCAUGGCGGGUGGCGCAAAGUGCAGCCACUGCGGUCGAUUGACGUCGGGUGGCAAAUUCUGCUCUCAAGAGUGCUCUGAAUUCUACGACAUCAAGGAAGCGCUCAUCAUGGAUAGCGUAGACUUGGAGCUGGACGACAUGUUUGGGUCCAGUCUGCUGUCGAUGAACUCACUCGGCGACAUGCCAACAUCCGGUGCACACCCGUUUGCUUCAACACCGGGAUCGAGCGCUGCUGCUCCAGUAACAGCCUCCUCCUCUGCCGAAAGCAAGGCCAAACGGAAACAGCAAAAACCGCCUUCGAUGGCGGCCUCACCAGCAAGCGUGGGCACCCCGUUCAACGCCACAACUCCUGUUAACGAUGAUGUCUUUAGCAUGCCUGGGAACAGCGCGCCUCGUAAGGCAGGUCCGCUGACCAUCACCCCGCUUCGCGAUGGCCUUGACAACGAACGCGCAGCGUUCUUCGAAGCCCUGGUUGCAUAUUCUCGAACCACGUCGGAGCCACUGCAACGCAUCCCUACCAUGUGUGGGCGCGACGUCGAUCUGUACUUGCUGGCCAUGCUUGUUGUGGAGCGUGGCGGGUUACAGGCGGUCGGGGAACGUAAACUAUGGCGUGAUGUGGCGGCUGGGUUGGACGUCCUGUCGCAAACGGGCGUCGCCAGCACCUUGCGGACCCACUACAAGAAAUGCCUUGAGCGCUUUUGCGACCAUCUUGGGCCGGCUGGCUUGCAACCUUAUGUGAGCGCCAAGCAGCGGGUGCUGCCGAUGCAAUCCGCGCCUGCGACACCCGUCAAUGGCGCAUCGGCCUCUGGCGACGCCGCGAUGACGCCUCCUGCCGCUUCCGCGCGCCUUACUCCAUCGUCCGCUCGAUCGGCCUCGAUCAACUUUGACGGGCCCAGUCCGCGUGCCGGAUCGUUCACGGCGCCAAGUCCGCAUCCGGCUUCGACCAUGGCCAGCCCCGGUCCUGGCCAAAGCCCCAUGAUCUCGUCGCUCUCGGCCCCUUCUCCGGCGGGAUCGAUUGUCGCGUUCAAUUCAGUGUCCACGCCCGGCCCUGUCUCCACGCCUGGCCCUGCAGCCGAAGGGCACAUGCCCCCGCCUCGCGCUGCGCCCGUCCCUGUCAAAGGGUUGCCGCAACAACAGGCGACUCAUCAGCCAAGCCCUGCCGCUGCUACCGCUAGCAGCGCGAACAAUAGCGCUGCUACUGCUGCAGCUCUUGCCGCUUUGUUGGGUGCUCCAAACCAAGGGAAUGCCACGUCGUUAGAAGCGUUAAUUCGGUUUGCUCGAACCCAAUCCAAUCCGCAGCUCUUGCUGCAAGUGCGGCAGCUGGUGCUCCAGCAGCAGCAGCAGCAGCAACAACAACAACAACAACAACAACAGCAGCAGCAACAACAACAACAACAACAACAACAACCUCCGCAGCCCGCUGAACCAGCAUCCGCGUCCCAAAUCACGGCAGCUCAGCUACAACAGCUUUUGCAGCAACGUCAGGCUGCAUCAACUGCCACCCCAUCGUCGGCGCUCCAGCAAAUUCAGCAAUUGCAACAGCAGCAGUUGUUGAUUCAGCAGCAACAGCAGCAACAACAACAGCAACAACAACAACAGCAACAGCAGCAGCAACAACAGCAACACCAGCAACAACUACAGCAACACCAGCAACAGCUGCAACAAUUGCAACAACAGCAGCAACAACAGCAGCAACAACAGCAGCAGUUGCUCCAACUUUUGCAGCAGCGGCAAGCAUUGGCCCAAGCUCAAGCUCAAGCUCAAGCUCAAGCUCAAGCUCAAGCCCAAACAUCGCAACAGGCACAGGCGCUGAUAACACAGUCGCAGCAGCUCGCCCAGCUCCAACGAAUGCAGGCAGAAACCGACAAGCGCAUGACACCCGCUCAGCUUGUCGCAACUCUCCAGGGCAAGCAACCCAUGGUGCAGAGCCCAGUUGCCAGUCUAGUCAACACACCCCCUCCACCGUUGACUCAACUCGAGGCGUUGCCCAGUCCCCGAAGGCUCAACAUUAACGAUUUUAUCUCCCAAGCGUCGGCUGCUGCACUCGGGAACAAAUCCCUCACGCCGCCAAGCGUACCUGGCAUCGAGUUUUACCAACCAGACAUCACCAAGCACCGCCUGCAUCGCAAGCAAAUUCGAGAUCCGAUCGCUCCCCAAAAGCUCUUAAACUCGUUGAGCUCGGGCAUGCUUGCAGACUCGACUUGGGCUCUCAACGCGCUCACAGUCUGGCUAUUCACCGAUCAGGACACGUUUGCGCUCGCCGAAUUCCCUGGAUUGGUUGACAUUCUGGUCGACCACUGGCUCAAGAACAGGAUGGCACUUGGAGAAACCCUUGGAGGACACUUUGAUGGGAACGCCGGGACCAUUGCAGCACUUUCCGUGCACCUCGCGCACAUUCAAACGCCGCUGGAUUUGGCGGCGGGUGCGCCUCUGGACACCUCGUCAAGCGCCUACCUGGACUUUCGCCAGCAUCGUGCGCCAGGCAAGCGUCCGGCGGCCGCCAGUCUUGACACUGACCGCCCUUCCAAGCGAGUGUCGGGCCUGGAUUCGUUGGAUUUCGCGGAUACUAUUUCAUCCGAAGGCACGCAAUCCAUCCUUGGCGAUGAACUGACUGCCUUCUGUCCCGUCCCACCGUCUAUUUUGCUGCUGCACGAACGUUGCCAAAGCAUCUCCAACAUUGUCCGCGGCUUGACCUUCCUUUCGGCGGUUGAGCGAGUGGUCGUCGCAAGCAAUGCUCGUCUCAUGGGCUUGCUCGCUGAGCAGCUGCACAGCACCGACACGGCGUUGGCUAUGAACAGCAUUGUGUCUCUGGGCAAUUUGGCCGUGUCUGCCGACUUGUGCCAAUACGGCGCAGAAGUCACAGCGCGACUCAUCAGCGGUGUGGUGGCCAACCUUCGUGCCUCCAUUCCGCCUCAGGAUGGCGGCCAGGAUCCCCGGCCAUCCGACACCACUGACAUUUUGCUGUCAGUCCUGUUGCACUGCUCUGCCUCUGAUGCGAAUCUUGGCGUGCUGUCGGAACUCUCGCCGGCCCUCCUGACGAAUUUGUCCCAAUACCUCGUUGAGCAUGGCCUCCGCCUCGAGCCUGCCUUGGCCCACGUCACGUUGCUGAUUCUCUCCCAGCUGGCAACACACCGUGGUCGGCUCCGAACCUGCGUUGGCCAGGUCAACGGCUGCAUCCCCACGCUCAUCCGGCUGCUGCGGUCGCCUGCCACGCAACAAGCAGGCAUCAAACCAGAGGAGCAGCGGGCUCAAAUGGUGGCCAUCGUCACCCGCGCGAUUUCUCUGCUUGGCUUGCUGGCAGAGAGCGAGCCCAAGCACCUGUUCAUGCCGUUUGAAUCUACCCUGCUCCAACUCACCGCAGCGCCCUCCAACGACGAGAUCAAGCUGCUGAUGAGUCGUUUGAUGCAUGCCCUGUCCCGCUAAAAGGUCGAUGCUGUUUUUUUUUUUUUUUUUUUUUGUUUUCUGUUUCGAUUCCAUGUUGUGUUGUUAUUGAAGAUUGGUACAAGU